This is a messenger RNA of Lepisosteus oculatus (spotted gar), 3187 nucleotides long. It is a transcript of the gene tacc3, whose product is annotated as transforming, acidic coiled-coil containing protein 3. The record is from RefSeq and is a predicted model, not a curated record. NCBI's taxonomy places the organism in Eukaryota, Metazoa, Chordata, Actinopteri, Semionotiformes, Lepisosteidae. Gene Ontology annotation, cellular component: cytoplasm. Gene Ontology annotation, biological process: mitotic spindle organization; cell population proliferation; cerebral cortex development.
GUUUAAAUUUAAAAUGUACUGGGCGGUUUGCAGCGCUUGAACGUCAGGUACGGACUUGAGUGUGAAGAAAGCUGUUCGCGUUUGAUGCUGUUUUACUCGUCGUUCGAGGAUGAGUGUGGUUGCCGUGAACGAUGAAAACUUUGGCGUGGAUCCUGCACGAAGCUGCAUCAGUUUGGAGACUUGCGAUAUCCUGCAGCCCACAGGAAGACCCUCCAUCUUGCGCCAGUCCCAAAAGGAAAACAUGCCUCCUAAAAGCUUGGCAAAGGGAGUGAAGGUCUGUUUUCAGACGCCCUUGCGAGACCCUGUGACGCGCAAGAUUGUCUCGUCAAACAAGGGAAGCCAGGUGGAGCGUGCUGAUGGUCUGGAUGACUGCACCAAGGCUAUGGAAACUCUUUCCCUGGAAAACCACCCUGCUGCCAUCACAGGUGCUUCAUGUUUGGAAUCCAAAGAAGUGGCUUCAUUUGAUGAACCCAUGUCAGAUGGAAAUGGAUUCAACAUGACUGAUGUUCAUUUUCCCGAUGAUGGGAUAAGAAUUGAAAGCAAAGGAGAAUACAGUAUUGAUUUUGACCAUCUUGAUGCAAUUAAUCCUUUUAAAAGCUCAAGUCAGGUUGGGAAUUCCCCAGUUAAGGCUAUGAAUACAGUGGAAACCCCAGCUCAGAUGGCAGUCAGUCCAGAGAGGGGUGUUUCAGAGAUCACCUCUGCGGAUGACUCCAUGUCAACCACACUUCCAAUUUCUCUAUCAAUGGAUAAUUCGGAUGCUGGACUGAAGACCGAAGUGGUUAACAGCCCUGUUGUAAUUAAAGCAAGGGAUGCGUCCAGUUUUGAUAUACCAGAAGAUGCCAAAAAUGAGUCGGAUGAUAUUGUACUCAAGGCAGAUGACAUUCUGGACAACUUGGACCGCACUGCCCCUCUUUCAUCUUCACUGACUCUACAGAACUCCCCACUCCCAGCUAAAGGCUCCUAUGCUGUUGAUUUCGAUAGUCUGGAUUCCAUCAAUCCUUUCAAGACUGGAGGCUCAAAGCUCCAAAACUCUCCUGUCUGUGGAUUGAGCCAGCCCAGUACCACUUCCGCACUUACUACAGAGGUGCCUCAGAGGCUGGAUUUGAACCAGUCUGCUGCAGAACCUCUGAAGUGUGGACUGGCUGAGGAUGUCUUGGAGUUGGGUUUGAUCCCAGACUCGUUCAGUAAAGAAGGUGCCAAGCCACCAUUGCAAGAAACCCCUGGGCCUGAGGUCAGCACCACCGUCCCCACAACCUCUUUAAUAAAGGAUGACCCUCCUAGAAGUGAUGCUGACAAGCCAACUGCUAACGCUCCUCCACAGCUGAAGGAUGGACCAGUGAAGCUGGAGUUUAACUUUGACGACGGACAGGCCAAGUGUAAGCCGCCUCCGAAGAAGUUGGGGAAGAGGCCAGCUGGUGCCAAGGCCGUGCUGAAAAACGCAGUUGCAGCAGAUGGAAAACGCACCCAGACCAAACCCUUACCAGAAGACACCAAGCCUGCUGAAGCUGACAUUCCCAUUCCUAAAGCAUCCUACAACUUUGAUUUCGAUACGUUCGAUGAUCCCAGUUUUAACCCCUUUGGGAUGGGUUCAAAAAUCGGUAAUUCUCCAGAACGUCCAUCCAAGUUGGACAGUAGUUGUGAGGUUGGCAUGGUGCAAGAGACUGCUUCCGAGGCUGCAGUUUCCCAGCCGACCGUGCCGGAGGAAAAGCCUGGAGAAGACGAAGUUGGUGGUUCCAGAGGGACUCUAUCAUUGACUGAGGUGAAAUCUACUGUUAUUCAGGACUCUUCAACAAACAAAACCGAGACUUUUGAACUGUGCGAUAAUGGUGGCAGUGCCAAAGAGAGAGAGCCUAUAGCCAUUUUUGAGAAUCUGGCCGAAGAGUGUCCUAGAAGCCUGACGGAAUCGGCGCAGAAUGCAACAAAUACCAUCACGUCAAAUUCGGAGUUGGCAUGCAAUGAGAUAUUUAUGUCGGGGACAGAAUUUCUUUCUGGAGGAUUUGAUGACCCAAUUGAUUAUCUGGAGCAAUUUGGGUCAUCUACAUUCAAAGAAUCAGCCUUGAGGAAGCAGUCGCUGUACAUGAAGUUUGACCCUUUGCUCAGAGAGAGCCCCCAGAAAUCUGCUCCCCGAUAUGCAGAAAUGAGCGGAGUUCAACUCCCACUUCCUCUUGCGUCUCGGAUGGAGGCACUUAAGGCUGGAGCUGAGAGCAUGCAGAAGACUGAAGACAAGCACGGAGGACUCAGCUUUCUUGAAAGCUUCCCAACAGCAGAAGCAGAUCUGCUGGCACCCACAGGCCCCAGUGCCUUAGGUUCUUUAGUUCCCGAUUUCCCUCUUCCAGGAGCUGGUGAAGAUGCCAUUUUUGAUGUUCUGAAAUACAGCCAGAAAGACAUGGAUGCUGCCAUUGAGAGAGUCCGCCUGGAGGUGAAGGACAAAGAGUGUGAAAUUGCAGAAUGGCAGGACAAAUAUGAAAAAUUACGUAUAGAUUACCAAGAAAUGGGGAAAAUCGUGUCUGGUUUUGAAGCAACAGUAGCUCAAAUUAUGGAUGAAGGCCAGAAGCAGAAGGAAGCUGCUAGUUUAGAAAUCGAGAAGGCCCUUCAGGAGAAACAGCAGGUCCUUCUGGACUUGAACUCAAUGGAAAAGUCUUUCUCCGACCUCUUUAAGAGGUUUGAGAAGCAGAAAGUAGUGAUUGAAGGCUACAGAAAAAAUGAAGAAACGCUGAAGAAAUGUGCUCAGGACUACUUGGCAAGAAUCAAAAAGGAAGAGCAAAGAUAUCAGACACUCAAGGCACAUGCUGAGGAGAAGAUAGGCCUUGCCAAUGAAGAGAUUGCCCAAGUGAGAUUAAAGCUGAAGGCGGAAACGGCAGCUUUGCAGGCACAGCUGCGCCGGGAACAGGUGAAAAUCCAGUCGUUGGAGAGAAGCCUCGAACAAAAGGAAAAAGAGAAUGAGGAACUCACCAAGCUUUGUGAUGAACUCAUAGUGAAUGUGCAAAAAACCUGAGAUUAUUAACAUGAUUUAUUUGUUCUGUUUUCUUUGUCUGAUCUAUUGGUUUUUAUAAAUGUUGUAGAUAAUUCUUUGUUCAUAGAAAUAAAGCAACAAUGCAGGAUCCGCUGACUUACUGCUAAUGAGUGUUGUGUUACUCAGAUAUUAAACCUGUGGGUCUCUGUAAUUUAAAGCAAUUUUUUAAACCUC